Molecule: messenger RNA, 3150 nt
Organism: Epinephelus fuscoguttatus (brown-marbled grouper)
Lineage: Eukaryota; Metazoa; Chordata; Actinopteri; Perciformes; Serranidae
Gene: gp1bb
Product: glycoprotein Ib platelet subunit beta
Exons: 2
Coding region: 322-930 (202 amino acids)
Source: RefSeq, a predicted model, not a curated record
GUCUCUAUUGUACUUCUAGGUACUGUAGUACCAAACUCUUCUUCUCAGAGAACCUCCUACAAUUCAUAAGAAAUUAUGGACCUCAGAUGAAUAGUUACUGAGGGACUUCCCAUGUCCUGUGAGACAUUUCUGGUCGUGCGUGUGUUGUAGCCUACUGUGUGUGUGUGUGUGUGUGUGUGUGUGUUUGUGUGUGUGUUCAUAUUUGUCAGGGGUGUUUUAUCAGUUAGUGCCAGCUGCCUGCAACACACACACUCGGCUCAGAGUGACCUAAGAAACACAGUCCUCUCCUGAAGACACGCAGCACUGAAGUGAUCGGUAACCAUGAAGGGGCUUCUGCUCCUGUGUCUGCUCCCCCUGUUUGGAGGUCAAAGGUCAUCAGCAUGCCCCCACCUUUGCUCCUGCCAUGGCAGUCAGGUGGACUGCAGCAGCAAGUCUCUCACCUCCUCCUCGCUGCCCACCAGUUUCCCUGCUGGGACCACCUCCCUCCGUCUCCACAACAACCGGCUGGCCACCCUCCCUAACGGGCUCCUGGAUGGUUUGACCUCCCUCAACUCAGUCUCCCUUCAUGGUAAUCCCUGGGUGUGUGACUGUGGGGCUCUCUACCUGCGAGCAUGGCUGCUGCAUCAUCCCGCCACUCUCACGUCACACCUGGGUGUCAACUGCAGCUCCCCUCCUGGCCUCAGAGGGCGGCUGGUGGUGACUUUAACAGAGAGGGAGGUGCUGGAGUCCUGCCGCUACUGGUACUGUAAUCUGGCUUUGGUGUCACAGGUUUGUCUGUUUGUGUUCGUGGUGGUGCAGGGGGCUUUGCUGGCAGCUCUCAUUGUGUUCCUGAAGAGGUUUGAGAGGAUUUCCAAAGAGGCGAGGAAAACCAUGGAGGAGAGCUUCACAGCUGGGGAGAGUCUGAUAGACAAUGAGUACACGCCUUUAUAGGACAGCAGCAUCUGAGAUGGAAGAAGAAGAGCUGUUUAUCAUUUGCACAGCAGAGAAAAUGUCUCUUACAUGCUUUUGUGUUUCAGACUAUAAUUACAAAGUUCAUUUUAGGCACAACAAGGUGAAAAACUAGAAGGAAAACCCUCAAUAAAUGAGUAGAGAAACAUACGCAGAUGCUUCCAUACAGGAAACAAGUGGAGGGGUUUGAUAAGUAUGAAAAUACCAUGACUCUGAAUCCGGUUUAAUUUGUUACCAUGUAGGUUUUUACUUACCAGUACAAGGAAUUUGCUUUGGUAAAUUUGUGCAUAACAUAAACAAAGUAAGAGAAAUUAAAUUAGAAAUAAAAGCAAUAUUGCAAAAAUCAUGAGUCAUUCAAGAAACAUGAAUACAGAAUAGAAGAAAUUUAAAUAACCUAUGAAAAAAUACCACAAACUAUGUACGAGACAUCUGAAUUUAAAUGAAAGACCUGUUUUAAGAGGUGGUAGUUUGUGCAGAAAUGUGCAAAAUUGCUCAAGGAAUGAGCAGAAGUUCACAGUAUAAAGAACAUAUACAAGAAACAUGUAAUGUUCAGAGAUAAAGUUCCAAAGAUGUGCCUUAUUUAGUCCACUAAAUGAUGUGAAUCAUGUGCUUCAUCACCAAAUCUUAAAAGAUCUCAGGGAGAUUUCAUUGAAACUGUUCUGGCAGCUUGAUGGCCCAACACCUCACUAAGACACGUCUUCGACUAUGUUUGCCUCCCAUCUACAUCCAUAUAGCACCAUAGAACAGACUAAAUGAAAAUAAAGAUUAAAACAGCCUAAAACACAAGUGUCUGACCAGUUUUGGAUUCUUAAACCAAUGUCUUUAUUUUAAAGUAAAUUUUCUUCUAACAAUAUAUUGGAUUAUUCAUUCAUUCAUCUUCUAACCGCUUCAUCCUCUUGAGGGUCGCGGGGGGGCUGGAGCCUAUCCCAGCUGACAUCGGGCGAGAGGCAGGGUACACCCUGGACAGGUCGCCAGACUAUCGCAGGGCUGACACAUAGAGACAAACAACCAUUCACACUCACAUUCACACCUACGGACAAUUUAGAGUUAGCAUAUUGGAUUAUAUGAAUUAAAAUCAAUUAAUUUAAGGACCCCUUAGAUAUGAUUAUUAGACAGUUGUGAUGUAGUGAACAGGACAUUUUACAGAUGACAAAUUAACUUGUACAAACCUAUCACUUUGUUAAUUAUCAGCCAGACUUUGAUACUGAUGUGUCUGUGUUUACACAUCAGUUGAUAAUAUUGCAAAUGUAAAGCUUCAGUCUGUACAGCUGCACUCAUCACUUGCUCACAAUGAACACUUUUUAUUGACAUAAUAUUAAUGACAACAUGAAGAAAGUCCAGCUUUCUACCCAAAGUUUUGACAACACAGAUCCUUCUGCCUGGUUGAAAUAUCACAUUUAUAUUUUCUAUUUUUAAAGGCUCAUGUGGUUUAAAAAAAAAAAGAUCAAUAAAAAUGUGUUUUUAGCACCUUGAGAUGCUUUAUUUGCAGAUGUGAGCAAUCAAAAUAAUCUCAACUGAAGACUUCCAACUGGUCCUACCAAAGGAUCUAGAUUUCUCCUUCAAGGUUAACACAGUUUAACACAUUCAUCAUCAUACUUGCAAUUACCCAUGUUGUUGAGCUAGUGUGCUGUCUCUGAGAAAUUCACUGUAUUUCAAACUUAAGUGUAUGUGGGUUUUUUUAUACUAAUUUGGUAUGUUAGCAGGUCACUUGUGGUCCAUUCAGAAUGAACCUGUGACCCACCAGUUGGGAACCACAGGUCUAAGGUACAUUAUGAAUAUCUUAUAGGGUGUUAAUGUGUGUGUGUGUGUGUGUGUGUGUGUGUGUGUGUGUGUGUGUGUGUGUGUGUGUUUAAAUAUUGUAGAAAUUUCUUCAUCAGAAAAAAUGAAUAACAAAUUACUCUGAUUUUUUGAUUUUUUUUUAGACGUUUCUUUUUUAGUAUUUGCAACCACAUUUUGAUGUUUUAAAGACAAAAUAAAUGCUACAAGUGUAAUUAAAAGUUACUGAAACUGUGUGACAAGGUUGUGUAUUUCUUGUUAUGAUUAUGAUGAUGAUGAUGAUGAUGAUGAUGAUUUAAAUAAAUCAUUGCAUUAUUGAUGAAAGUAAAGACGUAAUUUAAUGGAAACAUGAUAUGCACAUUUUUCUUGAAUUUCUUUUGAGUGAGUUUCACUAAGAAAAUAAAUUAGUUGAUUUAUUCAAACAGA